GGAAGAAGAGGCCGUCCUAUGAGCGGCGGAGGCGGAGCAGCGCCCCCUAGCGGCAGCCGAAGGCAGUGGCGGCGGCCGAGGAGAGAAAGGGAAGUAAUGGCGGCCAGUUAGUCUCUGCGGCGGAGCGGAGGAGGAAGAGGACGCUGCUGCUGCUGUCGUGCCCUGGGGCCCCUGCUCCGCCUCCGGAGCCAAGGCUGUAGCAGUAGCAGCGGAGGCGCCAUGGUGAACACCCGCAAGAGCUCCCAGUCCCAGCGCCUGGCAGGGAAAGCAGCGGCGGCGGCGACCCCCGGCGGCGGCGGCCAUUUCAUUUCAUCCAGGACCCGCUUGUCCAGGACCAGCGCCAAGGCGGCCGCGGCGGCAGCAGCAGCAGCAGCGGCGGCCGGGCAGGAAGAGGAGGCGGCCCGGAGAGAUGAUGGCAGCGAUGGUAGCUUGAGUGAUAGUCACAUUUCUCCUCCAGCCAAACGUACGUUGAAACAUGCUGAUUCUGUACGCAAAGACAAAUCAAAAUCUCGCAGUACUGGGCAGCGAGAGGAAUGGAGCGUCUCAACUGGACAGUCCCGGUUAAAUUCUCAAUCUGGUGCUACCUUACCAAAUGGGCGUAAUUUAUCUCUCAAAAGCUGCUCCCUUCGUGGGGAGAAAAAGGGAGAUGGGGACCAUGCUUGCAUAAAUGGAGGCAGAGAAAUCAGAAAAAGUUGUCGGUCCAGGAAAAACAGAUUUGAAAGUUUGAAUCAAAGUUUACUGUUUGACCAGCUAGUAAACAGUACUGCUGAAGCUGUUCUUCAGGAAAUGGACAAUAUUAACAUCAGACGGAAUAGGCGAUCAGGUGAAGUGGAACGGUUGCGCAUGUGGACAGAUACAGAAUUUGAAAACAUGGAUAUGUACUCACGUGUAAAGAGAAGGAGAAAAUCAUUGAGGAGAAAUAGUUAUGGAAUCCAGAACCACCAUGAAGUUUCCACAGAAGGGGAAGAAGAAGAGUCACAAGAGGAGGAUGGAGAUAUCGAAGUAGAAGAGGCAGAAGGAGAAGAAAAUGAUCGUCCAUAUAAUCUGAGACAGAGAAAAACAGUUGAAAGAUAUCAAGCACCUCCUAUAGUGCCAGCUCACCAGAAGAAAAGGGAAAAUGCAUUGUUUGACAUUCAUAGGUCUCCUGCAAGAAGAAGCCAUAUCAGAAGAAAGAAGCAUGCCAUUCAUAGCAGUGAUACAACUUCUUCAGACGAAGAACGUUUUGAAAGAAGAAAAUCUAAGAGCAUGGCAAGAGCAAGAAACAGAUGUCUGCCUAUGAACUUCAGAGCAGAAGACUUGGCCAGCGGAAUCCUACGUGAACGAGUAAAAGUUGGUGCAAGCCUGGCUGAUGUGGAUCCAAUGAUCCUUGAUAAAUCGGUGCGCUUUGACAGCAUAGGUGGAUUGAGCAAUCAUAUUCAUGCACUUAAGGAAAUGGUUAUAUUUCCUCUUCUGUAUCCUGAAAUAUUUGAAAAAUUCAAAAUUCAACCACCAAGGGGCUGUUUGUUUUAUGGUCCUCCUGGAACAGGUAAAACCUUGGUAGCUAGAGCUCUGGCCAAUGAAUGCACCGAAGGGGAAAGGAAAGUUGCUUUUUUUAUGAGGAAAGGAGCAGAUUGUCUCAGCAAGUGGGUUGGUGAAUCUGAACGGCAACUUCGACUCCUCUUUGAUCAAGCAUACUUGAUGAGACCAUCCAUAAUUUUUUUUGAUGAAAUAGAUGGCUUGGCUCCAGUACGUUCUAGCAGACAAGACCAGAUUCACAGCUCUAUAGUGUCUACUCUACUUGCUCUUAUGGAUGGACUUGACAACAGAGGAGAAAUAGUUGUCAUUGGUGCUACAAACAGACUUGAUUCAAUAGAUCCAGCACUCAGGAGACCUGGUCGUUUUGACAGGGAAUUUCUUUUUAGCUUGCCUGAUCAAAAGGCAAGAAAGCACAUUUUACAAAUUCAUACCAGGGACUGGAACCCCAAAUUAUCAGAUCAUUUUUUAGAAGAGCUAGCUGAAGAAUGUGUCGGGUAUUGUGGAGCUGACAUAAAAGCACUUUGCACUGAGGCUGCCUUGAUUGCCCUGCGACGGCGCUAUCCUCAGAUCUAUGCGAGCAGUCAGAAGCUGCAGCUUGACGUUUCUUCAAUAGUUCUCAGCGCACAAGAUUUUUACCAUGCAAUGCAGAACAUUGUGCCUGCCUCUCAGCGUGCUAUAUUGUCAUCAGGGCAUGCACUGUCUCCCAUCAUAAGGCCACUGUUGGAAAGAACCUUCAAUGAUAUUCUGGCAGUAUUACAUAGAGUGUUUCCUCACGCUGAACUCAGUCAGGGUGACAAAAGAGAAGAUGCAACAAAUCUAAUUUUGGAUGACAGUGAAGAUGAAAAUGCUUCAUCAAUAUUUGAGACAAGUUGUCAGUCAGGCUCACCAAAGAAACAAUUAUCAGCUGCUAUACCUAAACCAUAUCUUCAUUUUACAAUGUCAGCUUACCACCAGCCCACCUCUUACAGACCAAGAUUAUUGCUUUCAGGAGAAAGAGAUUCAGGUCAGACUUCACACCUUGCUCCAGCACUAUUGCACUCUCUUGAAAAAAUUGCUGUACACAGAUUAGAUCUGCCAGCACUUUAUUCGGUCAGUGCCAAAACACCGGAAGAAUCAUGUGCACAGAUCUUUCGUGAAGCAAGGAGAACACUACCAAGUAUUGUUUACAUGCCUCAUAUUGGUGAUUGGUGGGAAACUGUCAGUGAAACUGUGAGAGCUACAUUUCUAACUUUGCUGCAAGAUAUACCAUCAUUCUCACCUAUAUUUCUACUCUCUACCUCUGAAACUAUGUAUAGCGAGCUGCCAGAAGAGGUGAAGUGCAUCUUUAAAAUCCAGUAUGAAGAGGUUUUUUAUAUUCAGAGACCUAGUGAAGAAGACAGGCGUAAAUUUUUCCAAGAGCUGGUUCUCAAUCAGGCAUCAAUGCCUCCUCCAAGGAGGAAACAAAUUGCUCUUUCUGACAUGGAGGUGCUCCCUCUUGCCCUACCAUCUCCUACCCGCCAGAUGUCAGAGGCAGAAAAGCAGAGAAUGGAGGACCAGGAAGAAAACACACUGAGAGAGCUGCGGUUGUUUCUCAGGGAUGUUACCAAGAGGCUGGCCACAGACAAGCGCUUUAACAUCUUCAGCAAACCGGUGGAUAUUGAAGAGGUUUCAGAUUAUCUUGAAGUUAUUAAAGAACCAAUGGACCUAUCUACAGUAAUAACUAAAAUUGAUAAACACAACUAUUUAACGACAAAGGAUUUUCUAAUAGACAUAGAUCUCAUCUGUAGCAACGCAUUGGAAUAUAAUCCUGACAAAGAUCCGGGUGAUAAAAUAAUUAGACACAGAGCCUGUACUUUGAAGGACACUGCACAUGCUAUCAUUGCUGCUGAGCUGGAUCCAGAGUUCAAUAAAAUGUGUGAAGAAAUCAAGGAAGCAAGAAAAAAGAGAGGCUUAUCAGUAACAGCAGAACAAAUAACUCCUCAUGGUUCCAGUGUACAGAAAACAGAAACUAGAGUUGAAGAAGCAUUCCAGAGCAAGCAAAAAAAUGCAAUGGCACUUUGGCACAGUUCUGCAAAUAAAUGUGCAUUUCGUUUAAGGAGGAAAUCAAGACGACGUUCACAGUGGGGCAAAGGCAUUAUUAAAAAGAGAAAAGUGAAUAAUUUAAAAAAAGAUGAUGAUGAUGCCAAGUUUGCAGAUGAUGAAAAUCAAGGAGAGGACAACAAACUGAUGGAGAAUGGGGAACUUGAGGGAAGUACAGACUGCAUUGAGGAGAAUGGGGAGGAAGCAGGAGACCUCUUUCUGACAAAUGAUGAAUCAUCUUGUGAUAUCAUGGAUAUACAUGGAGAACAAAGACUUAACAAUGGGACAGUGGGGAAAGAAAAUAGUAUCCCAUCCACAGAAGAAAGUUCAAAUGAGUCUCUACUGGUAAAUACUAAGAUAGAUAUGAAUGUAGGAAAGGAAUCUAAGGAGGAAUCACUAUUCAAGAGAGACUGUUUAAAUGGUGAGGCCUCUGGUACGAUGCCUAUUCCUACAUGUCAGUAUGGCAAAUGUGAAUCGUUGAAUGCUGUAUCACCUUCUGGCAUUACUGAUACAUCUACUCUGAGACAAACUGCAACCACAGAUGAUUACCAAAAAGAAAACCCAGAAGCUUCAAGUGAUAGUCAAGAAGUAGAACAGAUAAAAUAUCCUGGCAGUGAAGCACCACAUUGCAGCAAUAAUGAGAAAAAAACACAAGGCACAGAUGUUGAGACUAAAGAAACUGAAUCAGAUAAAGAAGGUACAUUUAAAAAUAAGAAACUUCGUAAGGUUGCUUUGGCCCAGGUUCCAGAGGAACAAGAUCCUGUACCCCCUGUUGUUGUUGACCACGACAGAUUAAUGCAUUUACUAGAUUUGUUGGUUAAGAAGAGUGAUAACCUGACUGUAGAUCAGCUUGAGAGGCUCUACUCACUCCUUAAUCAGUGCAUCUACCGGCAUCGUAAAGAUUACGACAAGACACAGCUUGUAGAGGAGAUGGAAAGAACAGUUCAUAUGUUUGAAACAUUCCUGUGAACUCUCCAAGACGUACGGGUUUAUCUUUUCAUAAGCUGCUCAUGGAAGAGCAGUCUUCUGAGCCAUUCGAUUUCCAGUUGCACCAAGUAUGUGCAGAGCCUUGGUCUUAACAUGCUCGCUCUUUGUCUCAUUUUCUGUUAUGAAUUUGGUGCUAUUGUCUCAGGUACCUGAAACCAGCCAGCCUACAAGAACCAAACAGAACUUCAUAAUAUUUGUAUCUUGAUAGAAAUAAAGAAUAUAAUGCCACAACUUGGAGAUUUUGGUGCUACAGAAACUGCUCUCAUUUCUGCUGUCUACAUGCAUUAUCUUAUGAGAAGCUUCAGGCAACAUGGAGCAGGCUAACAAAACACCCACAAACUGGAUAGAGCAGAUGUAACUGUUUUGUAAGUGGGCAACUUCUAAAAAAAUAUUUUUCCCUUUUCCUUUAUUCUCUGAGGUGAUGGACAGAAGCCUGUUUUUAAAGCUGGCAGUGAAGAAUUGUGGUAAAAAUGAAUUACUUUGGUAUACAAUAAUGUGAAGUUGAGGCUCUCUGGAGCUGCCUUCAAUGUGCCUUUAUAGUCAGUGGAGGGAGAAGGAGUAAGAGGAGGAGAAGGCUAUUAAAAUGAUUGGGAUUGUAGCCAAUGACAGAAUUAGUUAUUUUCAAAAGCCUGUGUUCCCAAAGAACAGUUUCAGGUUCUCAUAUUGUCAGAUGGCAGCCAGUGCUAUGUUUUAACAUGUAUAUGUUGCUCUCCAGAAAUCAAAAUUAUGGAAAUAAUGUCAAAUGCAUUUAUUCCAAAAGUAUAUUAGUUUUUCAAACAAACUGUGCUGUGAAAGUUUCACAGUGGAUAUAUAAGGUGGCUGUAGUUGUGUUUUUUGUUUUUAUUUGAAAUGUUCCAUUGUAAUCCUUCAGAGUUCUUAAAAACAGGUUUCUUUCUGAACUUCCGUUAUUUUGGAAAGACUUGCUGGGUGGCCAUAUUCAGAAGAGACAGUUUUGUCCUCUAAAUUUGUUUUAGUGACUGUAAGAAUUAGACCAAGCUUAUUCAGUACAAUCCAUAUUGAACAGUGUUAAUUAGAAGAUCAUUUAAUGGCCUUUCAUUUAGUUUAUUUUGGGAUGUCAGAAUUGGCCUGUAAAGAUUGCUGUUUUCUUGGGCUGAAUGAUGUGACCAAGCUCCCAAACUCCUUCUUUUAAUAAUUAAGAGAAGGUUGACGUUAAGGCAGCAGGCAUUCUCUUCUAGUGUCAGUAUUUGGCAGCCUCUGACAAGUCAGACUUGUUGUAGGUCAACAUGUAGAAGGUCAGGUGGAUGGUUGAGCUCUUGCUAUAAGUGUCACAUGAAAUAGUGUCCACUUUAUACCAUGCUCUGAAGCUGCAGAAGUGUCUUUUCCAAAAUGUGCAACUCAGUUUGUUUUGGUUUAAUUGAGCAAAAACAGUUCUUGGAAUACUGCAGAGAUACUCCGCUACCUCAGCUUUUUGUAUUUUAGUUACCACCAGUGUUUACAGAAAGCUGCAAUCUGUUUUGCUACCGUUUACAUGCUGAAGUUAAGGUACGUGUCACGAGACGUGUAGCUUGUACUAGUAGGCCAUUGCUGAAAAUCAGGCUGUGGCAUUAGGCUACUGCAGUAAUCCAAUGUCCUUUUUACUCUCUCCCCUCCAACCUUAGAGAUUUUUUCUUCUUCUGGCCAAGCCUCUCUAGGCCCACUCCCCUGAUGCCACUUUGUUAAGUUGUAAUAUGCAUUUAGUCACACUAUUCUAAACACAACUCCUGUAGAAAUGCUGUAUUUUUAGGUGGGAAAGUGCGAUUAAAAUGAAAGCAUAUUUUAAAAACUUGUAGUUCAUUCAUUUUAGAAAUUUGAUUGUGGGGAACGUCUCACUUUUCUGUUAAUAUUUAUUGCCAUUUUUUUCCCCGUUGAGGAUAUUUUGCUGUCAAAACCCAUUAGCAUUUUGUAUUUUGAUGGAAAAAAUUGUUACAAAACUUUGAGAUUUGAUGAAAUGAAAUGUAGCAGAUUUUUUGUAGCAAGUUUCUGGUAAAACAGUUUUUUGCAAGUCUCAGGUUCUUGCAGCAUUUUUUAAAAAUAUAGUAUUCUAGUUCAGAGGUUCUUUUGUUCAAGUAGCAGCAGCGCUUGUGAAAGGAAAAAAAACUGCAUACAUUUUUAACAAGUUGCUAAAUUUGUACAAAUUUAAAUCCUUUAAAUAUAGUUGUUAAAUAAUUUGAAGAGUAUCUGAAAUUCAAGUCCGGCAUUAAAAAUGCUUCCAAGUGGUCAGCUAAGGAGAGGGAAAAAAAAAUCUCAGUAGUUUCUGAAUGUUGAAAGAGAAAGUAAAGAACGGCCUCUAAAUGUUAUAGGAUUUUCAAAUAAAUUAGCUUAUAUAAAUGUGUUAGUGGGCAACAUGAAUAAAAUGAUAUAUUCACUCUUUUGGCUCCAGAACCAUGUUAAAACAUGUAUUGCUUUACUUUACUAAUAGCUUAGUGGUUGUAGAGUUAAACCUGUUAAUCUCUUCCUGUUGUCAAGUUGUUUACUCUCUGUAUUUUUGUUGUUAUUAUUUUUGCCACAUAAAAUUGGCAAUAAUCUGUACAAAUCAAUUCCUGUUUCUUGUUAUGAAUAUUAUUACCAAUGAACUCCUGUGCAAGGCCUUAUCCUAGGGCAAGAUGGAGGUUAAAUUUCUGUGGAGCUAAUAAUGAAACUGCUCUAAGACGACCACGGCUGUGGAGUUAAUUGUGUUUGCAAGCUUGAAUUUCACCUGUGAUUAAUUUAUGUUUUGUGUCUUUGGUACUGUUACCUGAGUUUUCUCAUAUGCCAAUUUAUUUAUUAUAGGAUUAUGGGGGGUCUUUCUUUGCUAAUACCUGUCUUCCCAUGCUUUUUUUUUUCUUUUCUUUUUUUUAAGUUGGGGUCAUUUCUGGCUUUGUUUGAUACUUUGAAUGGCAGGUCCUGUAGCUGCUCACCAUAUUCUCCCCCUUUUUCAUGUAAAUUCAACAUAGGCUUGAAUUUGAGCUCAUACCUGCUUUUUUCUAUAUUGUAUGUUGGUUUACUAGGCAAUGGGGAUGUCUUGUUGUUUGGUUUCUUUCAUGUGUGUCUACUUUUUGAUUAAGUAAGCUUACUUCCUCAGCUAUGAUAAAUUUGGGAUUCUAUCAGUUGUAUUCAGAAUUGUGUUUCACUUGAUUUUUUUUUUCAUCUUGACUUCAUCCUGUGUUAGCCAAGUAAAUUAUUUAAUUUUUUUUUAAAUUCUGGAUAUUUUGAACAUUUUACUGUAAUUUGUAAUAUAACUGCUGUGAAAUACUUGAAUAAAGAUGACAAGU
Messenger RNA from Sceloporus undulatus (fence lizard), 7811 nucleotides. RefSeq names its product ATPase family AAA domain containing 2B (gene ATAD2B). The record is from RefSeq and is a predicted model, not a curated record. Bases 220 to 4542 code for a protein of 1440 amino acids. Gene Ontology annotation, cellular component: nucleus. Gene Ontology annotation, biological process: positive regulation of transcription by RNA polymerase II. The transcript is spliced from 28 exons. Gene Ontology annotation, molecular function: ATP hydrolysis activity; histone binding; ATP binding. Lineage: Eukaryota; Metazoa; Chordata; Lepidosauria; Squamata; Phrynosomatidae.